UGCAUACAGUACUCUGGUACGGAGUACCGUCUGCGGGUAAUUCCCGGAAGAGGAGAUGAGUUCUAUUGGGGAUUUAUCUUGACUAGAGAGUCUAGAAGUGUAUCACCAGCUUCUUAGGGCGUUGUUGCAUGAUUUGCGAAUGCCAUGUAUGUAGUAGAUGCUUGCACACUCCCCCCUCUCCUCCCUCUAAGCCUGUCCCGUGGAAGUGCCAUAUCCUUCAGCAAUAAGAGCAUGGUUCGAGGAGUUAAUUUAGGGCUUGUUUAUCUAGGUUUCCCCUCUCCCAUUAUUAUCCCUUCCACGGGCCUUUUUUUUUUUUUUUCUUUUUUUUUUCCUUCUGAACUCUGAAAGACCAUAGCAUAACUUCUAGAGGCGCUCCGAGCACACCUCACCAAAUUUGCCUGAUUCCGUGAAUUUUCUUUUGUUUGAGGCUAUUGUUCACAAUGAGUGAUACAGCUGCCGGGAAGGCGGCCCCGCCUAGCUUACAGCUUACUAGCGAUGUCAAGGAAAAGAACUCCGAUGAUGCCCAAGCGACGGAGCUUCAGCAGGGAUUAUCUCCUGUGGAUGACGAGGAGGAGGCCAGGAAUCCUCGCAACUGGAGUCCCUGGAAAAAGCGCCUCAUGUUUUUCUCCCUCAUGGGGAGUUCCAUCCUAGCAGACGGGUACGUUGUGACGUUUCUUCGUUGAGGAUGACUUGACUAACUCAAUACUAUGUAGAGGCAUGGUUUGGGGCGCGACUCUGAUCGUCGAACAGGC
Aspergillus ochraceoroseus IBT 24754 is the source of this 752-nucleotide messenger RNA. RefSeq lists its product as uncharacterized. The transcript has a single exon. The record is from RefSeq and is a predicted model, not a curated record. Lineage: Eukaryota; Fungi; Ascomycota; Eurotiomycetes; Eurotiales; Aspergillaceae. The coding region runs from base 441 to 683 and encodes 80 amino acids.